Musa acuminata AAA Group (dessert banana) is the source of this 1469-nucleotide messenger RNA. Its product is annotated as probable protein phosphatase 2C 47. NCBI's taxonomy places the organism in Eukaryota, Viridiplantae, Streptophyta, Magnoliopsida, Zingiberales, Musaceae. Gene Ontology annotation, molecular function: protein serine/threonine phosphatase activity; cation binding. The coding region runs from base 211 to 1320 and encodes 369 amino acids. The record is from RefSeq and is a predicted model, not a curated record. The transcript has 4 exons. Gene Ontology annotation, biological process: protein dephosphorylation.
CCUUCCCUUAUUAAUUGCGCGAAAAGCCAUCGAGAUACCGGUAAGGUCCGAAGAAGCCCGAAUUGAGAAGGCAGGCAGAAAUCCUAAGAGGAAGAAGACACCGGAUUUUGGCGCUGUUCUUGGAUUGAUAUACCAUCAAGGUUGGAUUUCGAGGAGUGUUUUGGUCGCCCUUUAUCGGAGAAGUGGGGGGGGACAUUCCUUGGAUUCGAGAUGGUGGCUGGAGCAGUGGUUAUCCAUCAGAGCAUCCCCGUGCUGGACGUGCAGUAUCGGUGCACCGCUAAGGAGAUUGAGGGGAUCGUCAACAUGUCCGCGGCGGCAGCGGCUCCCUCAUCGCCGGAGUUUCGGCAGGCGGAGCGGGGGCUGGAGGCUGCUGCGGCGGCCGCGGUUGAUCUUACCGUUCCCGAGAUGGAUUUGAGUGCAUCUACAGAGCCACCUCAGUUUGUUCCUAGCAUCCGUUCAGGUAGCUUUUCCGACAUCGGGCACCGGAGUUUCAUGGAAGAUGAGCAUAUCCGUAUCGAUGAUCUUUCGGCACCCUUAGGCUCUCUGCUUAGGUGCCCUGCACCGAGUGCCUUCUACGCGGUAUUCGAUGGUCAUGGAGGUCCAGAUGCAGCUGCCUACAUUAAGAGGCAUGCAAUUAGGUUUCUGUUUGAAGAUGCUAAGUUUCCUUGGGCAUCAUCAGAAGCUGACAAGGAUUUUGUGGAAUCUGUUGAGAACUCGGUUCGUCAGGCGUUCCUUCUUGCAGACCUUGCCAUGGCUGAGGACUGCACUGUUAGCAGCUCUUCGGGGACUACGGCACUCACAGCAUUGGUGUUUGGGAGGCUUCUCCUCGUAGCCAAUGCAGGCGACUGCAGGGCAGUUCUAUGUAGGAAAGGCAAAGCAGUCGAGAUGUCACAGGAUCAUAAGCCUAUCCAUGCAAGCGAGAGGCAGAGGGUCGAGCAGUGCGGGGGUUUUGUUUACGAUGGCUACCUCAACGGCGUCCUCUCGGUCACGCGAGCCUUGGGAGACUGGGACUUGAAGGUGCCGCCGUCACCGCUCAUCCCAGAACCGGAGUUCCGGCACGCCGUCCUGACGGAGGACGACGAAUUCUUAAUCAUCGGUUGCGACGGGAUAUGGGACGUCAUGUCGAGCCAGUACGCGGUGAGCGUCGUACGCAGGGGCCUCAGGCGGCACGACGACCCCCAGCGGUGUGCGAGGGAGCUCGUCAUGGAGGCGCUGAGGCUCAACACCGUUGACAACCUCACGGUUGUUGUGGUCUGUUUCUCUGAGAGUAUGGCAAUUCGGCUUCGGCCCGUCGCGACCGGCAGCAGCGUUCCAGAUUGAGGUGCUGCAAAAGCACGUCAGCCGAGGCCCUUUGCAUUCUCAGGAUCUUGCUGGGUAAUGGAGAUGGAGAUUGUUUGUAGCUUAAUGUGAAAAAAUUAAGAUGAUGAUGAUGAAAACUUAUGGUAUGUUAUCGUCCCUUUUGUUCUUAA